GGUAGCCUUCAGAACACCGGGGGUUUCCAAGUUGGUGUAGCAGCCAAUGGCUAGACCUAAGUAGCAUUGCCUCCCUUUUUAGACAGGGCAUGUGCUCUCUUAUUUUUAUUUUGUAUGUGUGUUUAAGCCAGAAGGAGGGUGAAUUUUCAGUGUUUCCUUCCCAGAAUUGAGGCAUCCUUUGGACCAGGAAUGUGAGGUGGCCUGGGAAGGGAGAAGAUCUUUCUGCUGGUUCUCAUCUACAGAAAAAAGCUAAACUCCUUAACUUGGCCCACAGUUAGUGCCAGUUUCUGAUCUGGCACCACCUGGCUUUCCCUCUCCAUCCUGUCCUUUCAACUUCUAGUCAGGAAUAGGCCCUUCCAAUGGCUUUGUGCUCCUGUCCAGGCUGUUUUCUCUGCUUGGAAUGCCUUGCCCUGGCCUGCUUACUUGGCAUGUUCUCGCUAAUGUUUCACUCUUUUUUGUGUUUUCUGCUGGAAAGAGACUGACCCAACUUUGGGUCCCAGUUGAGGCAGGUGUGCCUGUGGCAUACAUUAUGGGUAAUAUUCUUACCCCUGGCUUCUUGUGUUUAUUUUUUCCUGUGUUUAUUUUUAACCCUAAUUUUUAAUUCACUCAGAUUUUCUCUUUUACUUAUCUUUCAUGUUGUUCCAGCUCUGUAUUUGAAAAGCUCUUGUAUGUCCUUUUGGGUACAAAACUGGGGAUAAAUAAAUAUGCUAUGGCUCCCAGCACCCUCACCCCAAGUUAACUGUUCUCUUUUCCUCCAGCUCUUUAGUGACACUUCUGUAAGCGCACUUAACAGUGUGAUUUUUCAGUGUACGUGUCUGUCUUCCUCCAGCUACACUCUGCUCCUCCAGGGCGGGCACCAUGUUGCACGCAUCUUUAUCCCCAGCAUCUAGCAGUGCUGGCAUGUAGUUGGCACUCCAGGAAUGUAUGUUGAAUGAACGAUGCCUGUGACAAGCAACUGGACUUUAUUCUUUCCUGACCCUUGCUCCUAUGACACACCUCUCCCUGGCUGACCCUGUCAGAACCUCUCUUCUCUGGGGAGGAAGCUGGAAGGCAAACAGCCAUGGCCAAGGACGUCCUGGCUGAAGCCGGGCUGCACUUUGAUGAGCUGAACAAGCUGCGGGUGUUGGACCCGGAGGUUACCCAGCAGACCAUAGAGCUCAAGGAAGAAUGCAAGGCCUUUGUGGACAAAAUUGGCCAGUUUCAGAAAAUAGUUGGUGGCUUAAUUGAGCUUGUUGACCAACUUGCAAAGGAAGCAGAGAAUGAGAAGAUGAAGGCCAUUGGUGCUCGGAACUUGCUCAAAUCUAUAGCAAAACAGAGAGAAGCCCAACAGCAGCAACUCCAGGCACUAAUAGCAGAAAAGAAAAUGCAGCUUGAAAGGUAUCGGGUUGAAUAUGAAGCUUUGUGUAAAGUAGAAGCAGAACAAAAUGAGUUUAUUGACCAAUUUAUUUUUCAGAAAUGAACUGAAAAUUUCAUUUUCUAGCAGGAGGGCAAAAAAAGGAAAAAAACCCCACAACCCCCAAACCAAAACCACCUCUGCACCAUUCCAUGACCUGACCAGUGACCCAGGGGUGUCAUGUGAGAAGCUGUGUGAGGAACUGCAGCAUCUCUGCAGGCAAUAACAAACCUGGGGGAAUUUGUUUCGGAUGUCAGUGCAUGUCUGCAGGCGAACAUCCAGGGGCCAUCGUGGCCCAGGUUCUCACCUCUUGCAUUCUCAGUCUGAACUGAGCAGCCUGUCAACUUAUUUUUUGUAAAUUCACAAAGCUUUGGAAGGAAAAGCAAUAAAUUAUUAUUUUCAAAUGGC
Odocoileus virginianus texanus is the source of this 1801-nucleotide messenger RNA. NCBI's taxonomy places the organism in Eukaryota, Metazoa, Chordata, Mammalia, Artiodactyla, Cervidae. The record is from RefSeq and is a predicted model, not a curated record.